AAUAGAAAAACGUCAAAAUAUCAACAAAAACGCAUGCUGCCUCGACUGCGGCUUUCGCGAGUAUACUUAAUAGUUUCCAGAUGAUAUUUAUUUGCUGUUAUAGUUGAAACUCAGGAUUAUUUCACGGGCUUACGUUUGGCAAAAUGGUGAAGAAUGAAAAGGAAACAAAACCAGUUAGAAAAGGGCUGAGCGGAGCCCUGAAGUUAUUUCUGGAGCAGUCGAAAAAUCCAGCCAAAUUUUUAAUUGCACAGCCAUCGCAAGCGGAGAAAAUUAAAAUGCUCGUUAAAUCACUCUAUGAUCAUAGUCAAAGCUUUGAUCACGGAGCCGGUAUAAAAUCGUAUCUCGAUCAGCUGGUGGUUGAGGAAAUGGACGCAGAGCAAAUUUGGCAACAACUCGAGCUUAGAAAUGAAUAUCUGUUGAACGAAGAUUUGUCCAGAACCUCACAGUUACUGUCAAUGGGUUCCAAACGAAUGCAACUAGUUUUUAAAAAGACGGAAGCAGUGGAUUCAUCGAGUAAUGGGGCUUGUGAUCCUCAUGUUAAUAGAAGUGCGGAUAGCUCUUCAGAAGAAGAAUCACACCAGGAAAAUAAUUCGCCUAAAGUAAAGACAAGGGUACGGAAAGGAAAACGAUCGAUAGUAGAUGAUCAGUUUUUCAAAUUAGAGGAUAUGGCCAAGUUUUUGGAUGAGGAAGAUGAACGGGAAAUGAGAAAGCAAUCGGGAAAACCUGACAAAGAUUCUCUAAUUGAAAUAGAUUAUUUCAGUAGCAAUGCUGGCGAGAAUGAUCUAUCUGAUGGAGAUGGCAUAAAAUACUCCGAUUUCUUCGAUGAUGAUGAUGGUGACUCAGGCAAUGGUCAUGAGACGAACGAUACAGCCGAAGAGGAGAGCUCGGAUAACGAUGACGAUAAAGCUGAUGAAAGUUCUGAAGCUGAAAAUAAUCCAAAUAAUGCUUCGGGUGAUGAAAAUUCCGAGGACGAAGUGGAACGAAACCGUCGGCUUCGAUACGAGUUAUAUAAUAGUGCGGAGGAUUUUGUUGAAAAGAAAAACAAAAUGCCUUCGAUUCCGGAACCAGAACCCGUUCAGUCUGAACAAGAGACUGAAGAACAAGAGAAUGGUCCUAAAUCAUCCUUUGAGCUACGUCAGGAAAAGCUGCAUAAGCGAAUACAGAAAAUGGAGGAUCAACUGUUACAAGACAAACCUUGGCAGUUGAAAGGGGAAAUUUCUGCCGAUACCCGCCCACAAAACUCGCUUCUCGAGGAGAUCCUGGAAUUUGAAUCAACUACUCGACCAGCCCCUGUUAUUACCGAAGAAACUACGAUGCGCCUAGAGGAUAUUAUCAAACAGCGGAUUAAAAACAAGGUUUAUGAUGAUGUGGAAAGGAAAAUUCGCCCACCCGAUAAUCCACGAGAAUACCGAAAACAGUUGGUACUUGAUGCAGAGAAAAGCACGCAAUCAUUGGCCCAGAUUUACGAAAAGGAUUAUCUGAAACAGCUAGAGAAAUCCAAUCCGAAUGCAGAUGAAAAUGAACCUGAGGAACCUAAAGAACACAAGGAAAUUCGAUCGGCUAUGAAAAGGUUGCUCGCACAAUUGGAUGCUUUGUCCAACUUCCGUUACACACCUCGUCCGGCAGUGCCUGAAUUGAAAAUCAUUACCAAUACGCCGGCCAUUAGCAUGGAGGAAGUAGCUCCGGUAGCAAUAUCAGACGCCGUUUUACUUGCACCUGAAGAGGUACACAAUAGACCUAAGGGUGCUGUUAUGAGUAAAGAUGAACGCACCAAAUCGGACAAAAAUCGUGAACGGCGGUUGAAAAAACGUUUCCAGCGGGAUAAGUUCAAUCGACAAGCGGAAAAGGAACGGAAGAAUCUUGCUAAAGGUUUCUUGCCAAAAACGAAGGAAGUGCAGGAGAAACUACUGAAGAAGGUUUCCAAAGCAAAGAACGUGAGCGCAAUGACAGAAACCACGGGAGUAGGAAAAUCGUCAUCGGCAUUUUUCUCACAGCUGCAAGAUGAAGUCAGUACGCAAAUUAAACGUAAAUUGGAUCCUAGCGAUAAGAAGCAAAAUAAAAGCCGAUUGAAAGCGACGCACGUUAAACUAUAG
This is a messenger RNA of Malaya genurostris, 2093 nucleotides long. RefSeq names its product U3 small nucleolar ribonucleoprotein protein MPP10. The record is from RefSeq and is a predicted model, not a curated record. Gene Ontology annotation, cellular component: nucleus; sno(s)RNA-containing ribonucleoprotein complex; Mpp10 complex. The transcript has 4 exons. Gene Ontology annotation, biological process: rRNA processing. NCBI's taxonomy places the organism in Eukaryota, Metazoa, Arthropoda, Insecta, Diptera, Culicidae. Bases 144 to 2093 code for a protein of 649 amino acids.